This is a messenger RNA of Pomacea canaliculata, 4847 nucleotides long. RefSeq lists its product as uncharacterized. The record is from RefSeq and is a predicted model, not a curated record. The coding region runs from base 609 to 2867 and encodes 752 amino acids. NCBI's taxonomy places the organism in Eukaryota, Metazoa, Mollusca, Gastropoda, Architaenioglossa, Ampullariidae. The transcript is spliced from 6 exons.
CUCUUACAACACCCGAAACCCUGAAAGCCUUUUGUUAAAACCUUUUAGCCUUUUCUGUUGGGGUAAAGGGUGGUCGUGCUGCAGUCAGUGAGGCUGGCGGUGCUGAGGGCGAGCUGGUCUGCAUGCCGGAGGAAAUGUGUCCAAAUGCAGGAGGAUAAUACGGCUUUUCCUCCCGGCUCGUGACUGCAAUUUUUCCGAGCAGGUGGUUGCCCAUCAAGAGGGAGAGAGAAUUGUGGGUUAGGGUGGAGGUUGGUGGGGGGAAGGGCUACGUACACUAGCUGCACGUGCGAUCCUCCUUCUCAAUGACUUCACGCGACAAGGCGCGUGCGACUCGGGAGGGAAGAAGACAAGAGACCAGAACACACGAUUGGCCAGCGUCUGGAGAAAGUUUCUUGUCUUAACGCAGAGCGCCAGCCAGCUAGCGGCUCUUGAAGACUAACAGAAGAAGAGGAAAAAGCUGUGGAAGUGAGUGGAAUGGACCAAGCUAGACACUGACUUUCUACUUGCAUCAAGUCCAAGGAAAGGAAACCAGUAUCUGCAGCCAAAAUUCAUCAGUUUGACAAAGAAACACGUUUUAAAGAUGUUUUGAAGACCCUGGACCUGCUGUGAUGGAGAAAUACUACCCCCGAGCAAGCGCCAGUAAAGGCAACAAGAAUUUCAGACUCUUUCCAGUCAGUUGGAGGAAAUUCAGGGUCACUGCCUUGGGCGUUUGGAUGACAGUCUUUAUUGCUGCUGUCUUCUGUUUGUCCUGGUUCGUCCUUCCCUCCGAAGCAACGCGCGUCUGGAAUUCGGACCUUCAGCAGAAACAGAACUUGCCGAGAAGUGUGGGCGGCAAAAGAGUUUAUGCUCAGACAGAAACAGAAGCUGGAAGGACUUUGGAGCGAGCGAAACCUGGCAAAGAUCACACAACAGGCAGGAAAGGGAAGAGCAAGAAGAUUUGGGACAGGAAGGGGCGUCCCAAGAAAUUUGCAACUCUGGACCCAGUGUCAUCUGUCAGUGGCUUCCAUGAAGCAGGCAGUCCAAACUACCUUACUCGGCAGCAGGACCAGGAGACGAGGGUCAACGAGACACCUGCCGACGCAAAGGACAGAAAGGGGCAGGUAACUAAUGAGGCUCUCACCUGGAAGAGGCAGCCGAGCGAGAAGGAGGUGCAACAGUUCCAGAAGCUCGUGGUGAGGACCAUGGAGUGUCGAAACCUGCCCGCCCUCUCCCUCAGCCUCGUCAAGCGAGGACGCGUCGUCUUGGCAACCAACCUCGGGUACGCUGACCCAGAGGCACGGAUGCCCGUGAUGAAUGAGACGAGGUUUGCGAUUGGUUCAUUGACCAAAGCCUUCACUGCGACGGUAGUCACAGACUUUCUCAUGGAGCGGAAUAUCAGUCUCGAUAUACCGGUCCAGAAGCUGCUGCACUCCGACUUCCGGCUCAUGGACGAGCACCGCACGCGCAGCGUCACCAUCCGCGACCUCUUGGGUCAUCGCGCAGGCGUACCGGGCUACUUCAACGCCUUACUCGUUGGACUUCCGGCGCACGUGACCAGAUCUGAGUUGCUGUCGAAACUUCAGCAUCUACCAGCGGUGGCUCCUCUGAGGUCACAGUUCCUCUACAACAACUACCUCUUCACCUUGGCUGCUCACGUGGUCGAGGUCCUUUCCGGUCAGUCAUGGGAGACGCUAAUGAGAGACCGAAUACUGAGGCCGUUGGGAAUGACGUCAACAGGGUUUGUGGACAGGGUGGACAACUUCAGAGACUUCGCCCUACCUUGUGCUCUCGUCAACGGGUCUUUCAGAAACCUCACACCGGAGCUGUUGUUCUCUGUGUCGCCGUGUGGACCGGCGGGUUCCCUCUACUCCACGGCGCGCGACAUGGCCCAUUGGCUGAGGCUGCUCCUGGCAGACGGCAAGACCUCUGAUGGCCGACAGAUGCUGAAGGACAGUGUUCUCAAGGAAACCUUCAAGGCAGUUAUGCCCCCACCCGGCAUUGGGACCGACCUCACGCGGCCCGUGUAUCCCAUCAGUGACGUGGAACAGUCGUACGGCAUGGGGUGGAUCACAUCCAACUACAGAGGCUAUCGCAAGAUCUGGCACUCGGGGGGCAUCGUGACCUACUCCUCUCGCCUGUGGCUGCUGCCAGGUGCGGAUGCUGGUCUGUUCGUGGCCACAAGCGGUCCGCAAACGUCACAGAAGGCGCACGGCCUGACUGCCAUCACGAGCCUGGCAGCCGACCUCUUGCUAGGAGAAGAGCCCUGGCUAAACUCCUCCACCGUCUGCUCCUUCCCCUCCCCAUGGAACGAGCACAAGGCCACAGAAGUGCCCGUGGAACGUCAUGACGUCACGACGAAAAAACCGUCAACUAAGGUGGCAGCACAAGUCGUUAACGACCUGGACGAGCUGACCGGAACCUACUUCCACGAGGCUUUCGGAGAAAUCGUCAUCGAGCGAGCGGAAUCAGAGGACCAUAAGGUCACAGAUAAGAAAAGUUCGAACUCCAGCGAGUCGGCGACCCCGACCGGCAACGCCUCCACCUGGCUGACGCUGAAGUUCGGUCGUUUCGGGCAUCUCCGGAUCUCCAAGGUGAUGGAAGAAGCCAACACGUGGGAAGGGACGUUCCUCGGUCCCCUCUGGUACGUCACAGCUUCCGACGAAGCGUUCGCCCCCCUGCAGGUGACGUUCGUGCAUGACAGACACGGAAGAGUGAGCAAGCUGCGGUACCCCAUCGACGGACAGCACGACAACAUCGAAUUUCAGAAGCGGGUUCUGCACAUAACAGGGGUCAGCUCGCACGCCACGUCAGCCGCUGAGGUCAUCUUCGCUUCUUCCUCGCUGGUGAUGGCCGUGUUUUCCCUCUUGUCGACUUUCACGCGCCGCUGAACUCGUGAUUAAUUACUUGAAAUUAAUUUCCUUUUUUAGAAGUGAGAACUAUGUUUUAUUUUAGCAUGACCAUUAUGUUUUCAGCUAUUUUUCUACUUUGUCAAUUCUUUAAUUUUAAUAAGGCAGUUUAAAAUUUGAUCAGAGACCAGUAUAGUAGCAGCAGGUAACGUUACGUAGCAUCGAUGUUACGCACACAUAUACGCACAAUGCUAAAGGGUAGGCGAUAGUGACGUGUUGUUGAAAAUAUUAUAACCCACACAAAUACAUUCCUGGGUCAGGUUAACUAAUUGGACAAAUGAACAAUCUGGUAAUUAUAUUAUGUGUAUCACACUAGUGAGGAAACUGCAAUAUUUCAUCAAUCCUAAGCAGCCUUUUCCCGCUAUAGGGGAGAGGGAGGGGUGGAGGAAACCAGUGUACCCGGCAAAACCCUCGACUGCAGGUGAACAGGUGUCAUAUACAGAAUGGCUCGAGACGAGAUCCGAACCCAAAGCCUCUCUGCGGUGGUGACAAAACGAGUGUUUCAACCACUACUCCACAGAGCGCCCCCUUUUGGGAAGCGCCUUGCUGCAAAUCUUGAAGAACAAUCAUAAUGUAGACAAAGGUAUAGACCUCACUAUAUCAAUAUACAGACGUUCGGAAAUCUGGUUUGAGAUUAUGUAUUAUUUUUACAAUUUCUACUUUUUUUUUUUUUGCUCAGUCUAAAAUGCCAUCUGAUUCGAUUUUCUUCGUUUUAUUUUCCAUCACCGUACAACUUGUUAUUUCAACCUCAGAGGUAUUAGCUCACCUAGCAGUAUUUUUUUUUUUCAGAGAUUGCCGAAUCCAAAGCGCAACAGAAUUUAUAAAUAUACUCAUUCAAGCAUUACUGUGUUUACUGAAUAAUCAUAUCAUAUGUUAUUAUUCUCUAUGAAUACCUAUCUUGAUCGUGUCAUUGUUGUGUGUUGUAAUAUUUCAAAAUUAAUAAUGUUGUUGAUACUGUUUACGUACUGAACAUACAUAUUUAUAGUUGUUCAAAUACUGAAUAUUUUUAUCGUCCUAGUGUACUUGUCUGUAUCUAUAACUUGAACUAGAGAAUACACUCAAAGAUCUUUGCUAGAAGGAAUUGAUAGAUUCUAAACGAAGUUUUUUUUAAUUUUAAUUUAUUUAUUUAUUUAUUUAUUUUGCUGAUGUUUUGCCCUUGAACCAACCUGACAUUUCCUAGCCGAGGGAUUUGGAAAUCUGCGGUUUGUUUAAAGGGAGAUAAUGAUGAAUAUUGUUAGACCUCAAGGGAGCUAACUGCUAAUCCCAAGUUAGGACCCGUACCAGCCAGUGUUUCUUCGCCUCCUUUACAUCCACGGAAAAAGACAUUUGACGAGGAUAAUCCUUGUUAUAGUUGGAGCUCACUUUUACAGGGGUAUUCAUGUAGGGCCUGUAAGAAAGGACUGGUGCUAAAGCGUUCGAAAGUUGGAGAUUUUCAGUCGUUGACAUUUUUUUUCUUUUUGAGAUCUGAAAUUCCGGAGUACAACACAAGUCUAUGAUCAGGUCAAUGGGGUUAGAGGCACAUAGUGUGCGUUACGCUCAGGUACCACAGUUUUGUCAGGUAAAAGAUUUCUGUAUAGUAUACCUGGUCAGGCUCGCAAUUAUUCCGUGGCGCAUUGUUUAGAGGAAAUUACGAAGAUAUAGUCCGUGGAACGGAUAGUUAAAAGUACGAUCUAGUCUUUAGAGAUAAAAAUGCACUGAAAUUUCAAGUAUCAAAGCUUAUAAAUAAAUGUACUAUAUUAAGAACAGUUUGUAUAAAAUGUUACAUAUUUGUUGUUGUCCUUGUGAAAUUUGUGGUGUGAAGUGUUUGUGAGUCCUCAUUGUCUUACGAGGAAUUGUCACAAAAAAAAAAAAGAAAAACAACUCGAUAAUGAUUUUUUCUAAUUUUACAUGCAUUAUGUAGUGAAGCCAAUUUCCAUAUCGUUGUGAAAGUUCGUGUUUCGUCUUCGAGGAAAUAAAGUGAGU